UUUUAUAUUAUUUGCAUUAUUACUUGAUAACAUGUCAACUUUUGCGUGUGUGUGUGUGUGUGUGUUGAUGGAGGAGCAGAGUCAGGUGGCGCUUGGCAGGGCGAGCGGCUGGCUGCAGUGUUUUGGCCAGCGCUGGUCAGUCUUGCCCCACACACUCUGGUAAUAAGUGUUUCCGUAUUCCUGACUGCUUCUUCCUGUACCAAGCACCGCCACGCAUCCCCAGAGAGCCACGAGUACGUAAGGGUGUAGAACUUAGGAUACCACACGGACAGGGGUGAAGGAGCCUUGGGGAUGCCUGAAGGAGGGAGAGUGAAGAGUGAAAUUUAACAGCUCGUUGAGAGAAGGAAAAGUACCAAGAGAAUGGAAAAGAGCUAACAUAGUGCUAAUAUACAAAGGGGGAAAUAAAAUGGAACCAUUAAAUUACAAACCAGUGUCACCAACAAGUAUUGUAAGCAAGCUUUGUGAAAUAGUGAUUAAAGAUAGAUGGAUGCAAUAUUUAGAAGAUGAAAAGAUAAUUACAGUUAAGCAAUUUAGAUUCAGGAAAGAGGAAUCCUGUAUCACAAAUCUGCUUUGCUUUUAUAUGAGAAUAAUAGAUGGAGUGCAAGAGAGGGAUGGAUGGAUUGAUGCGGUAUACCUGGAUCUCAAAAAACAUUUGAUAAAGUUCCCCACAGAAGCCUUAUGUGGAAGUUAUAGAAAGAAGAAGGACUAAAGGGAGGAACAUUGAGAUGGAUGGAUAAUUAUUCACAAGGGAGAGAAAUGAGAACAGUAAUCAGAGACACUAAUUCAAGUUGGUGCAGUGACAAGUGGGGUACCACAAGGAUUUAUGUUGGCACCAAUUAUGUUUCAAAUAUAUGUAAAUGAUAUGACUGAGGAUCUAAAUAGUUAUAUAAACCUUUUCGCUGAUGAUGCAGAAAUAAGGAAAACAAUAAAGGAUGAAAAUGACUGGAAGGAGUUACAAAAGGAUAUUGACAAGAUCUAUGCAUGGAGCCAAAGAUGGAAACUAGAAUUUAAUGCCAGAAAAUGCCACAUGUUGGAAAUAGGAAAAAAGUAAAAAGAGACCUUCAUGGAAUUACAAAAUGGGAGGAGAAAUAAUAACGAAAAGUAAUGAAGAAAAAGAUUUGGGAGUUAUGAUCCAAGACACACUAUCACCUGAAGGGCACAUAAACAGAAUAUUCAGCUCUAUGAUGAUAAAGCUUGUUAACAAACAUUAGGGUGGCCUUUAACUAUUUAAAUAAAGAAAUGAUGAAGAAAAUUAUAACAAGCAUGAUAUGACCUAAAUUGGAAUACUCAGCAGUAGUUUGGACUCCACAUAGAAAAAAGGAUAUACACAAACUGGAAAGAAUACAGAGGACAGUGACAAAGAUAGUACCAGAAUUGAAAGACUUAAGCUAUGAAGAAAGACUUAAAGAGAUAGGAUUACCAACACUACAAUAUAGAAAAGAUAGAGGAGACCUGAUAAUGAUGUACAAAUUAGUGAACAAUAUAGAAAAAAAAUAGACAGAAGUGACUUGUUAUCACAGAUGGAGGAAGGAGAGAGACAGACAAGGGGGCAUGGGAAGAAAAUAAAGAAGAGUGGAUGUUCGAGCAACAUCAAGAAAUACAGCUUCCUGUAUCAAACUAUUGAUAUCUGGAAUGAUUUGAAGGAAGAGGUGGUUGUGGCAAACAGUGUACACAUGUUUAAAGAGAAACUGGAUAAAUAUGGUUAUGGAGACAGGACAAGAUGAGCUUUGGCUCAUGCCCUGUACAAUACAACUAGGCUUCACCUUCUCCGUGCUCCUCUCAGCCUCCUCACCACCCACCCUACCACUACCCCUGUUCGGCCACACGGCGUCAUCAGUAUGGACCACACCACUCCCUAGAGGGAGUUGCAGGAGACAGACUUGGGAAUGCAAGGAAGAGGCGGCAUCCAGUCUGCACGAAUCCUCCGCCCUCCAGGUGAGACGAGAAGAGGGCGCGGCUGAGGAAUCAAUCAUAACACUGAAAAUAAGAAAUAUACAUACAUUGCAAUCUAACAAGUUUAAUUCCGUGCUCCUUACUUUACGACUCAGAGACUCUCAUUGGAGAGGCAUUCAGAUCAACCUGUCUCGAAAAGUUUGA
Messenger RNA from Scylla paramamosain (green mud crab), 2097 nucleotides. RefSeq lists its product as uncharacterized. The coding region runs from base 1699 to 2097 and encodes 132 amino acids. The transcript is spliced from 6 exons. Lineage: Eukaryota; Metazoa; Arthropoda; Malacostraca; Decapoda; Portunidae. The record is from RefSeq and is a predicted model, not a curated record.